Molecule: messenger RNA, 1065 nt
Organism: Ochotona curzoniae (black-lipped pika)
Lineage: Eukaryota; Metazoa; Chordata; Mammalia; Lagomorpha; Ochotonidae
Product: melanoma-associated antigen 10-like
Exons: 1
Coding region: 1-1065 (354 amino acids)
Biological process (GO): negative regulation of transcription by RNA polymerase II
Cellular component (GO): nucleus
Source: RefSeq, a predicted model, not a curated record
AUGCCUCGAGCUCCAAAGCGCCGACGCCGUGUGCUUAAACAAGACCUUCACACCCAGACUGAGGCACAGUGCAAGGAUUCUUCUUCAUCCUCCACUUGUUCCUCUUCUUUUCCCUGCUCUUCUUCCUCUUCUACCUCCUCCUCUUCGAAUCCUCCAUUGCCAAGUAUUCCAGAGGAAGAAUUGGGUGGUGAUAGCACACAGAGUAUUGCUCUGAGUCCUCAGGAGGCUUGCUCCUCUUCUGCUGUGAUGACCUGCACUCCACGGAGCCAAUCCAAUGAGGGUGCCAGCAGCCAAAAUGAUGAGGGCCCUAGCACCUCACAGAUUGUGGGAGAUCCUGAGGCUUUUCCAAGACAUGAGAUAGAUGCAAAGGUGUCUGAUUUGGUGGAGUUUUUUCUCCACAAGUAUCAGACAAAUACACCCACCAGCAAGGAAGAAAUACUGAUGUGUGUGAUUCCUAAUUGCCAAGAUCACUUCCAAGUGAUCUUUGAUGAAGCAUCUGAGUGUAUGAAGCUCGUCUUUGGCAUUGAUGUUAGGGAAGUGGACCCCACUGUCCACUCCUAUGCCCUUGCUAUCUCCCUGGGCCUCACUUAUGAUGGGAUGCUUAGUGAUGUUCAGGGUAUGCCCAAGACUGGCCUCCUGAUACUUAUCCUGAGCGUCAUUUACAUGAAUGGCAAUUGUGCCCCUGAGGAAGAGAUCUGGAAUGUGAUGAUUGGGAUGGGGCUGUCGUUUGGCGAGUGGCACUGCAUCUAUGGGGAGCCUGGGAAGCUCCUCACUGAAGAUUGGGUGCAGGAAGGGUACUUAGAGUGUCAUCAGGUGCCCAACAGUGAUCCUCCUCGUUUCCAGUUCCUAUGGGGUCCAAGGGCCCACGCUGAAAUUAGAAAGAUGAAUCUUUUGAAGUUUUUGGCUGAGAUUAAUGAGAGUGAUCCAAGAGCCUUCCCAAUAUGGUAUGAAGAGGCUUUGAGAGAUGAGCAAGAGAGAGAUCGUGCCAGAAUUGCUGCAACAGAUGCUUUUGCCAUGGCUAGUUCAAGUUCUAGUGCCAGCAGCAACAUUGCUUACCAUAAGUAA